CCAAUCAGCUCCCGGGUGGGAGCGCGGAUAUUUGAAAACAGAGAUGGCGGCGGUGCGAGCCGUGCUUCGGCGUUGUGAUCCGGCCCUGCUGGAGCCCCGCGGAGAACCGGAGCCGGACUGCGACCAGGCGGCGCGGAUGGUGCUCUUCCUUACGGACCGCCGUCGCAUGCAGAAGGUUCUGUGGCGUCAGCUGUUUGUCCUCGACUCCAUGAUGUCACUGCUGGAAGGACUGGAGUCUGCCCAGCAACUGAUGACACAGUCCUGCCCCCCCCAACCAGAAGGCGGGGCUCGGGGCAGGUGGAAGGCCCUGAAGGUGGAGAGCAGGUCAGGGGUGGAGGAGACCGAGGCGCUGCUCAGAUCUCUGCAGGACAGAAUCCAACAGAUCCACGACAGACGACACACACUCACACAGCUGGCUCAGCAUCUGCACAGCAAGAGGCAGCAGAGUGAGCAGCUGGAGUCGUCUCUGCUGAACGCCCAGAAUGCUUUGCAGUCAUGUGACCUUCAGCUGGCCCAGUUGAGGGCGGAGUCAGAGGUGACACUCGGUCACCUGAUCGAGUGGCAGCGACUUAGAGACGAGCUGCAGGUGCACGUCAGCGCCACGCAGGACGUCAUGCACAUCAACCUGCUCGCCUUCAACCAAUCAGAGCUGUGUGUGGAGCUCAGGCCACACACCUCUUCUGGCUUGUUGUCCAAUGAACUGGAGCCGCUGAGGCUGUCGGUCACCUGGAGCCAUGACGACCGCUUCAGACUGCAGGUGAGGACACAGGUGAGCGAGGGGACGGCGGGCCUCGCGGAGGACAGCCUGACGGGCCGACGGGUGGAGCUGAGCGCCGCCCUGCUGGAGGUGAUGCGGUGUUAUGUUGGGCAGGCCGAGCUGUUGGCUGAGAUCCAGAGCCUGCGGUCCAGCUUCGCCAUUGACUGGCACCCCGCCCAGCGCCUCCUCGUCUACCUGAAGACGGCGUCGCUGGUGUGUCACCUGGAGGUGGAGGAGGGAUACCCGCGCGUGGGGCGGGCGCGCCUGCUGUCCGUUCGGCGCGACGGGCAACAUGUGGACACAUCUGGGCUGAAGCCUCCCAGCGGUGAGCUGCGUCUGACCGAGUGGUUGGUGUUUCUCUACAGCAGUCCUCUCCUCUGAACGACUUCCUCCUGCACCGUUUCCUGUCUUCUCUCACACGUCCACCAGGGGUCGCUCUCUCACCUGCACAUGUGUUACCUGCACUGAACUGUUUUUGUCUGUGAUCACAUGACAUGAAAAUAAACCUCUGCCUGCAGGACAAAC
Molecule: messenger RNA, 1282 nt
Organism: Neolamprologus brichardi
Lineage: Eukaryota; Metazoa; Chordata; Actinopteri; Cichliformes; Cichlidae
Source: RefSeq, a predicted model, not a curated record